UGUGUGACACGUCAUUCCAUCGGCGCUGAACCAGGAAACGUUGCUAACCAAGUCGGAUCCGAAUCAAGCCGCAGAUAUGUCAAACUCGGUGAUAUCCGUGAUUUCUAGGUUUCUAGAAGAGUACACCUCCACGACGCCGAACAAGCUCAAAGUGGUGGACGCGUAUUUGUUGUAUAUUUUACUGACAGGAGCGCUGCAGUUCCUCUACUGCCUCCUCGUCGGCACCUUUCCUUUCAACAGCUUUUUGUCCGGCUUCAUCUCAUGUGUUGGCUCUUUCAUUCUGGCAGUGUGUCUCCGAAUCCAGAUCAACCCUCAAAACAAAGGCGACUUCCUGUCAAUCUCGCCGGAAAGAGCCUUUGCCGACUUCCUGUUCGCUCACACUGUCCUGCAUCUGGUGGUCAUGAAUUUCAUUGGUUGAACCAUCUUGGUCACUCAGUACGUGCACACUGAAAAGGUGAAGAGAAUUCUCUUCUGUCUCCUGCCAGCGACCGGGCAAAUGAAAAAGCCUGCAACUGAUUCCAUCUCGUGUUUUGCAGUUUUCCCUUCUUUGAUUUCUCUUGUUCCUUUUAUAAAAAUGUCACAUUUUGCAUUGAAGCAACAAAAUAAAACCUGAUGACGAUA
Messenger RNA from Synchiropus splendidus (mandarinfish), 621 nucleotides. It is a transcript of the gene dad1, whose product is annotated as defender against cell death 1. The record is from RefSeq and is a predicted model, not a curated record. The transcript has 3 exons. Gene Ontology annotation, biological process: protein N-linked glycosylation. Bases 77 to 418 code for a protein of 113 amino acids. Lineage: Eukaryota; Metazoa; Chordata; Actinopteri; Syngnathiformes; Callionymidae. Gene Ontology annotation, cellular component: oligosaccharyltransferase complex; membrane.